Molecule: messenger RNA, 2044 nt
Organism: Phycomyces blakesleeanus NRRL 1555(-)
Lineage: Eukaryota; Fungi; Mucoromycota; Mucoromycetes; Mucorales; Phycomycetaceae
Exons: 5
Coding region: 65-1969 (634 amino acids)
Cellular component (GO): nucleus
Molecular function (GO): transcription coregulator activity; RNA polymerase binding
Source: RefSeq, a predicted model, not a curated record
CAAUAAACUACAAUACCUAAAGAAGAAUAAGAAUAAAAAAUAUAUAGAUAUAUUCUUUAGCGUCAUGGACACUCCAAACGAUACCAACACGAUGAUUCCUACCACAACAACAACAACUGCUGCUGCUGCUGCUGCUGUUGCCGGUGGCACUACUGACGUUACAGAACCUACUACUACCAAUGCAGCAACUACUACAGACGCAGAAGCUAUUACCAGUACAGAAUCAGCUAUAGAUACAGCAAUAACAACAACAACAUUUUCUGAUACAGAGGCUACACUUACUACUGAUCCAUCUGCCGAAACUACCAGCACUACAACUAGUAGUACUGAUACUGCAUCAACAGGUGUUAAUAAUACAUUACCACCACCUCUACCAAUACAGCAACAACAGCAACAACAACAACGCCCUCCCUUCUCCUCUGAAGGACCAGUUCCUAUCAACCAUCAACCACUUGGAACACAUCAUCGUAGACCUCAACCAAAUUUGCAUCAGAAUCCUCAUCAGCAUCCUCAUUCUCACCCUCCACCUCCUCCACCUUUGCCCUUCCCUUAUCCUCAUCCUGGAGCAUUUAUGAACUUUCUUCCUCCAGGGUGGACUGAACACACCGGACCUGGUGGACAAUUAUAUUGGUACAAUGCCAUGACAGGACAGAGUUCGUGGCAGAGACCAGUGAUGCCACCGCCACCACAAGGUGGAUUUAUGGGACAUCCAGGAAUGGUUCCCAUGGGAUUACAGCAACGACCACCACCACCGCCACCACCACCACACCACAACCAACACCAACACUACCACCACCAGCACCACCACCAACAACAACAACAACAACAACAACCGUUAAAUUUUACUCCUCCAGUUGUACCUAAACCACCUGUCAAAAAAACCAAAAAGAAGAUUCCGGGUACACACUGGUUGCUGGUCAGAACAACUGAUGGGAUGGAGUUUUAUUUUGACAAGGAAAAGAAGCAGUCUGUGUGGGAGAUGCCUAAAGAGCUGGAGGAGCCUAUUGCACAAAUGAAAAAAGAAGAAAAGGAAACAGAGGAUGCACUCAAGGCUGCCAGAGAGGCCGAGAUUGGAGAAAAGAGAAAGCUUGAACAAGAAGCUGAAAAUGAAGCUAAAAGACAAAGAGCAGAACAACAAGCACAGAAAGGAGUAUCAGUAGGAGAAGAAGAAGGAGGAGCAGAAGAAGAGCCUACAGAAAUGACAGAAGAGGAUAUUAUGUGGCAAUUGCAGAAUAUGGAUCCUGAGGAAAUCGAAGAUCUUGGGUUGAGAAACGAAGAACCACCAGAAGAAACAAGUACCAUGGUGACACCAAAUGCACAAGCUGUAAAAAUGCAAUUAUUACAACAACAACAGCAGCAGCAACAACAAGCACCACCACAGAUUGUGGAAUCUAUGGAUUUGUCUCUUACAGAAGAGGAACGGGUUGAGCUUUUUACACAAAUGUUGACUGAAAAGGACAUUUCGCCAUACUCCACAUGGGAAAAAGAGUUGCCGAAAUUGAUUGGUGAUCGACGUUACUCCCUUGUGCAGCAGCACAGUAAAAGAAGGAAUCUGUUUAAUAAUUACUGCCGCCUAUUGGCCCAGGAAAUCAAAUUGAAAAAGGCGAAUCAAAAGACUCCAGAAGAGAGUUACUCUGAAUUAUUAGAAGAAGAGGCUAAUGAGAGGAUGUAUUGGGAAGACUUUCGUCGGAAAGUUAAGGAUGACGAGAGAUUCAAGGCAGUAAGAGAAACGAAGCUGAGGGAAAUUAUGUUUAAGGAUUACGUGAAGAUGCUCCGAAAGGACAGGACUGCGAGCUCAAAGCGGAAAGAGGAAGAGUACAUGGAGUUGCUGAGGAGUACAAAGGAGAUUAGAGUGGGAAUGCGGUGGAGAGAUUGUAAGCGUAUUUUGGAACACGAUAAGCGGUACCAGGCCAUAGAUAGCAAAGACACCAGAGAAGAUUUAUUCCGGGAUUAUCUCGAGACCCUCUAAGUAACCAAAUGUAACAAAUCUUUCUCUUUUCUUUCCAAUAUAUUCAUAUUUUAUAAUAUGAGACUUUUGCUUUAU